AUGCAAGGUCUCGCAGUCCAGCGCAAGGGUCCUGAAUGCCCUGAGCACCUCAUCUUCAUUGGGACAGCCUGCCCCCUAGGUUUACAAGUAAAAGUUACCAAACUGAAAAAAGAGCGAAUUUUAGAUGCACAAAGACUAGAAGAAUUCUUCACCAAAAAUCAGCAACUGAGAGAACAACAGAAAGUUCUUCAUGAAACCAUUAAGGUUUUAGAAGAUCGAUUGAGAGCUGGCUUAUGUGAUCGCUGUGCAGUAACUGAAGAACACAUGAGGAAAAAACAGCAAGAAUUUGAAAAUAUCCGGCAGCAAAACCUUAAACUUAUCACAGAGCUUAUGAAUGAAAAGAAUACUCUACAAGAAGAAAAUAAAAAGCUUUCUGAACAGCUGCAGCAGAAAAUUGAGAAUGGUCUACAGCAUCAAGCAACUGAGCUUGACUCAGAGGAAAAUGUUAUUUCAGGUUCACCAAUAACAGCCUUCUCAUUUUCUGGUACUAACCGGCUACGAAGAAAAGAGAAUCUCCAUGUUCCAUAUGUAGAACAAACACAUACUAAGCUGGAGCGCACUGUGUGUGCAAAUGAAUUGAAAAAAGUUCCAAAGUCUUCAACUCAACAACAUAACCCAAAUGAAAAGGAAAUUUUGGUGGCUGACACUUGUGAUCAAAGUCAAUCUCCAGUGGCUAAAACACAUGGAACGAGCAUUUAUCCUUCUAAGUCAUCUUUUAAUUUAGCUACAGUUGUUGCUGAAACACUUGGACUUAAUGUUCAAGAAGAAUCGGAAUCUCAAGGCCCCAUGAGUCCCCUUGGAGAUGAACUGUACCACUGUUUAGGAGGUGACAAGAAAAAACCUUUUGAGGAAUCUAUAAUAAAUGGCGAAGAUGCUUUAAGAUUUUCAGAUUGUAUUUCAAAGACUCCUCCUCGUGAAGAAUUGGCUACUCGGGUGUCAUCACCUGUAUUUGGAGCUACCUCUAGCAUGAAGAGUGGAUUAAGUUUAAAUACAAGUUUGUCCCCUUCUCUUUUAGAGACUGGGAAAAAAAACCAUCUGAAAAUAGCACCUUUCAUUAAUACUUCUAAUUCUAGAUUAGAGAAGGCUAGGUCAAAAUCUGAAGAUAGUGUACUUUAUACACAUCAUAAUCUUGGGUCUGAAGUGAACAGAAUCAUUAGUCAGUCACCUUCUAAUAAGCAGAUGCUUAUAAGUAAAAAUAUAAGUGAAUCCACAGGUGAGCAGGAUAGUAUUCAUCACACGAAAGAUGCUGUGAUGGACAAACAUUCGGUGCCCCUGAAAUCACUGGUAGGUAGAACUUCCAAAAGGAAGAAAACUGAGGAUGAAAGUGAAGAUGAAGAAAGCUGUCCCCAGGCCUCGUUUGAUAAAGAAAAUGCUUUCCCUUUCCCUACGGAUAGUCAUUUUUCUGUGAAUGGAGACAAUGUGAUGGAAAAACCCCUGGAUCUGUCCGGUCCAUUUUCAUCUGUUCAACGUCAAGAGAAAAGUCAAGGAAGUGAAACCUCUAAAAUCAGGUGUAGGCAAAUGAAUCUCUAUGAGACUUUGAAGCCCAUUCCAAAGGGCUCUUCCUCAAGCCGCAAGGCCUUUAGUGGGAGCUAUAUGUCAGCCAGAGACGACCCAGAGGAGCCAAGUUUUCAGGAAAGCAUCCUCCAAACCUUGAGCAAAUCCUCUCUAGAUAAAGCACCAUUGCAAAUAAAGGAAGAAAAUCCUGUCUUCAAGAUUCCUCUUCGUCCACGUGAAAGUUUGGAGACAGAAAAUCUUUUUGAUGAUAUAAAGGGUACUGGUUCUCUUGAGUCAAUAAAAAUAAAGAGCAAAUCUGUUCAUGGAGCAUGUGAACUUGCAUCGGUUCUUCAGUUAAAUCCAUGUAGAACUGCUAAAACAAAGUCUCUACAAAAUAACCAAGAUGUGCCCUUUGAAAAUAUCCAGUGGAGUAUAGAUCCAGGAGCAGACUUCUCUCAGUAUAAAAUGGAUGUCACUGUAAUAGAUACAAAGGAUGGAAGCCAGUCAAGAUUAGCAGGAGGAGAGACAGUGGAUAUGGACUGUACAUUGGUUAGUGAAACUAUGCUUUUAAAAAUGAAGAAGCAAGAGCAUAAGGGAGAAAAAAGUCCAAAUGAAGAAAGAGAAAUGAAUGAUAGCUUGGAAGAUAUGUUUGAUCGAACGACACAUGAAGAAUAUGAAUCCUGUUUGCCAGAGAGCUUCCCACAAGUAGUAGAUGAAGAGGAGGAAUUUUCAACCACCACAAAGAAAUCAAAUGCUCACAGUGAUAAACAAGAUAAAGUCAAACAGAAAGCAUUUGUGGAGCCUUAUUUUAAAGAAGAUGAAAGAGAGACAGGCUUACCAAACUUUCCUCAUAUUGAGGUAGUCCGGAAAAAAGAAGAAAGAAGAAAAUUGCUUGGGCACACUUGUAAGGAAUGUGAAAUUUAUUAUGCAGAUAUCCCAGGAGAAGAAAGAGAAAAAAAGUUGGCUUCCUGCUCAAGACACCGAUUUCGCCACAUCCCACCCAGCACUCCAGAGAAUUUCUGGGAAGUUGGUUUUCCUUCUACUCAAACUUGUAUGGAGAGAGGUUAUAUUAAAGAAGAUCUUGAUCCUUGUCCUCGCCCAAAAAGACGGCAGCCUUACAAUGCAAUGUUUUCUCCAAAAGGCAAAAAGCAGAAGAUAUAGAUGUUCAAGAAAAAGAGAAUAAGGGACAUUUUUUUUCUUUUUAGUUAUUUAUAGUUAAAGUUGGUAUUACACACU
Condylura cristata (star-nosed mole) is the source of this 2730-nucleotide messenger RNA. It is a transcript of the gene RBBP8, whose product is annotated as retinoblastoma binding protein 8. Gene Ontology annotation, cellular component: site of double-strand break. The transcript is spliced from 18 exons. The record is from RefSeq and is a predicted model, not a curated record. Gene Ontology annotation, biological process: double-strand break repair via homologous recombination; DNA double-strand break processing involved in repair via single-strand annealing. Gene Ontology annotation, molecular function: damaged DNA binding; Y-form DNA binding; double-strand/single-strand DNA junction binding. Lineage: Eukaryota; Metazoa; Chordata; Mammalia; Eulipotyphla; Talpidae. Bases 1 to 2655 code for a protein of 884 amino acids.